Magnolia sinica is the source of this 1802-nucleotide messenger RNA. RefSeq lists its product as uncharacterized. The transcript has 2 exons. Bases 318 to 1643 code for a protein of 441 amino acids. NCBI's taxonomy places the organism in Eukaryota, Viridiplantae, Streptophyta, Magnoliopsida, Magnoliales, Magnoliaceae. Gene Ontology annotation, molecular function: protein binding. The record is from RefSeq and is a predicted model, not a curated record.
AUUCCUCACAACCAUUUCCAAUUGAACCUCUCUGUCUCUCUCUCAUCUUCCUUGUUUUCAUAGGAAAUUGAAGCCAUUUCUCUGAAAUUCUCCUCUGGAAAUCUCGAAAGCAGCAAUCUACGAUCCAUUUCAUUCCAAAGUUGAAAUCCGGAUCUACUGUACAGAAAUUGGUGUCGGGCAUAUAAACCACUUUUACAAAUGCUCAUCUACGAACAUUCGUUUUUUGAGUUGUUGAGAGGCACCAACAUCCUACUAAUCGGAAUCUGACCCAAUUCUCUCAGGCAACUCGUGUGUCAGAUUUCCCUCUCCCACCAACAAUGUCCUCCCACCACCCAUCUGAACUAGACACUGCACCGGGCUCCGUCACCUCAUCCCCUCGCUCAGAUCAUCACCGAUGGCACCCGGACGAUGCUCCACCAUCCCGCAUCCGCUUCAUGUGUAGCUUUGGCGGCCGCAUCCUCCCUCGUCCCCAUGAUAACCAGCUCCGCUAUGUUGGUGGUGACACCCGCAUGGUAUCCGUCCAUCGCUCCACCACUUUCACAGCCCUCCUCUCCAAGCUCUCCAAACUCUCCAACACCCCUGACAUUACCCUCAAAUACCAGCUCCCCAAUGAAGAUCUUGACUCCCUUAUCUCCGUCACCACCGAUGAAGACGUUGAAAUCAUGAUGGAAGAGUACGAUCGCCUCCUUGCACAGACCAAUGGAUCCAAUUUGAAAACUGCCCGCCUCCGCAUCUUUCUAUUCCCAUUGCGAUCGCCCACUAGCAGCAUCAGCUCCAUCUUAGAUGGAUCAUUGAAGCGCGAGCACUGGUUCCUCGACGCACUCAAUGGUGGAUUGGAACGUGGCCGGUCGGAAGUCUCUUCCAUCAUGUCUGAAGUCCCAGACUAUCUCUUUGGCCUUGAUAAUUCAGAUGAGAUGAAAUCGAAAGCUCGUGCAAUUCUCUCUGAAAAUUUAUCAGUUUUAUCAGACCCUGGCUCGCCAGCCCCACCAGCAUCAUCACCAUAUUGUUCGACAUCAUCCGCCAUUCCCGAUCUUCCGCUGGUCAAGACCAAACCCGGAAUCCAAACACCAAGUGAAAUGAGAGAUACCCAGAUUGAAAGAGAACCGUCCAUUCCUCAGCCAGUUGGGCCAGCUGGGGUUGGCGGUAAUCACCUCUGGCAUUACUUGCCUGAAUCUCAAUUACCUGGGCCCACUGUACAUCAGGUCCCAGUGUACUAUAUCCAGGCCGGAAACCUCCCCGUCCGACCUGUUCCAAUGCAGGUACCGUAUGUGCAGAGAGUUGCACCGCCAGCGUCUGCAGUGGGUCAGAUUCCACAACCGACCAUGGGUCAGAUUCCAGCACCGACUAUGGGUCAGAUACCAGUAGGUUUCCGACAUCAAGUUCCAGGCCAGGUGUUUGGUGGAGGAGUUCCGGUUGCGCGGCCUGGGGAUAUGCGGCCAGUUGCGGCAGUGGAGGCUUACGAUAUUCCGACGGGCGUGAUGGGAGCGGACGGCAUGAUGCAACAGGUAUACUAUGCAACUGCGAGGAAUCCCGGCAUGAUUCCGGGAUAUCCGACGGCUGGGAUUCCGAUGGGGCAAGAGUUGCAGGGGAAUAAUGUAGUUAGUACGGAGAUGCAGAUUGGUAAGACUUCUCAGGCCCUUUGAGGGCUUGGAUUCUGUUUGCUUUUGAAACGGUUAUUUCAGGUAUUGCCGUUUUGUCUUUUUUACGGUUGAUGUUGAUUGCGUGUAAUUGUUUUUUGUUUUUUUUUCGUAUUUGGAUUGGAUUGAAUGUGUGUAUAUAUUUUCAAAGAUGAUUGGAUUGGA